AUGGCGAUGAACUACGCGGGGCAGGCGCAGGGGCAGCUCAAUCGGUACACCGGCUCCACGCUCGCCACGCUCCGCUACUACUUUGCCGUCAACCAGCUCUACGUCUUGCGCAAGUUGCGCGUCAUCGCGCUGCCGUUUCGUCACAAGGAGUGGGACCGGAGGCUCGGAGAGGACGGCGCGCCGCUCCCGCCCAAGGCGGACGUCAACGCGCCCGACCUCUACCUGCCGCUCAUGGCGUACGUCACGUACAUCCUCGCCUACGGCUUCACGCUCGGCGCCGAGGGCAAGUUCACCUCGCCGGAUGUGCUCGGCGCAGCUGGCUCCUCGGGGCUGGGCGUGCUCGUCCUCGAGACGGCGAUGCUCAAGUUCGGCCUCUACCUGCGCGGCGCCGCGGUGCCGGUGCUCGACUCGGUCGCGCUGAGCGGGUACAAGUUCCUCGGCGCCGUCGUCACACUCGCCGCCUCGCGCUUGUGCGGCUCGUACGGCCACUGGAGCGCGCUGCUCAUCUGCACCCUCCUGCUUGGCACCUUUGUCGUCAAGAUGCUGCGAGCCUUUGCUCGGCCCGCCGGCUUCACGCCCGGCUUCCUCACCCAGGGGGGACGAACUGCGAGGCAAGACUAUCUGCUCUGGGGGGUGGGCGCGCUCCAGUUCCCGUGGCUCUGGUACCUCUGCCGCAUCCCCUCGAGCCAGCCCUAG
This is a messenger RNA of Emiliania huxleyi CCMP1516, 696 nucleotides long. RefSeq lists its product as hypothetical. Gene Ontology annotation, biological process: endoplasmic reticulum to Golgi vesicle-mediated transport. Lineage: Eukaryota; Haptophyta; Isochrysidales; Noelaerhabdaceae. The record is from RefSeq and is a predicted model, not a curated record. Gene Ontology annotation, cellular component: endoplasmic reticulum membrane; endoplasmic reticulum-Golgi intermediate compartment; COPII-coated ER to Golgi transport vesicle. The transcript has 2 exons. Bases 1 to 696 code for a protein of 231 amino acids.